CAGCAUUUUUUUCGCCGACACCUGGAAUGCGCUUGUUAUUAAAAGUGGGACGGCAGUUGGCACUGCGGCGGCGGAUACCACAGCGGCCAACCAGACCAUGCAUACGCUGCAAACACACAAUAGUUUUCGAGAAUGAGGCCGAGACGGAAAUUGCGCGCGAAAUUAAAAAGAACCUCGACCAGCUCAAGGUCACCCAGCUCAACGACGUAAUGCGCAGCUGCGGACUCACUCAAGGCACAGGGCGGGCGUACAAGCUCGAAUCCCUAAGCGCAUUCAUUCGUGCGUCGCAGGAGCUGGCGCUGAGCCGGCAUUUCGGGCGGUGUCAGCGCAAGGCACGCAAGGCUGAGCGCAUGCACAACGCAUUUAUCCCCGAGGAAGUCGUCUCUAUCGACAUUGGGUUCCGCAACUUGGCGUUUGUCCACAUGUCAAAGAGCGGCGAGGUGAUCGAGUGGCGGCGGAACGAGUUGCUGAAAGAGGCAACCUUUGAGCCGUGGAUUCUGGCCGAGGUUGUGCAAAGGUUUGUCCAGGAGCGGCUGCCGGUACGUCCAGCAUCGGCAUGUACGUAUAUUAUCGAGCACCAGCGGUUUCGGUCGCAGGGGUCGGCGGCGGUGACCAAUUCGGUUAUGGUCAACAAUCUUGUCGAAGCGUUGCUGUAUGCAAAUCUGCGGAAUGUCGGCGCGCACGUCGAGCCUGUCAGUCCGAGUCUGGUUAGUGCUCACUGGGGGUUCAUUGACGGGAACGGCACAUCUGGCUCAGAUCUCACUGAAUCUGCAGACGGUACUAAGCUGGCUAAGCGCCGAUCCAAGGCCAAAAUGACAAAGAGCCAGCUUAACAGCGAUCUAAGCCAGCUGAUUGUGCGCAUGGAUGAGUCGCUGAGCACGCAGCGGCAAAUAACCAGCGACCAGCAGUCGCUCAUCAUGCAGGCAUUGGGCGAGAAAUCGCGGCGCCGAUCUACGCGCACUGCAACGCACGACCUCGAGACCCUGGCUCUGGAGACAAACUCACAUCUGAGCAAAGUACGCGAGCUGCGCCGCCGUGCGAUCAAGAAGGAACGCACCAUCGGCCUGAUCCAGAGCUGGAUCCUGGAGUCACUGGUAACCCAUGCGAACCAGAAUAGCCUGCCGGUGCAAAGCCCUAUGCUUUCGAAGGAAAUUAAGAAGCUAGGAGGCGCGCGGAGUGCUGCGCAUGUCCUGCCAGGCGGCUUCCACGUCACAUUUCCGCUGAGCAUGAUUCGCAUGUUUGGCAGCGAAAGCAAGAAGGACGACUUGUGUGACUGCAUUUUACAGGCUGCGGCGUGGUAUGCCUGGCAGCAUAACGUCAUCGAUGCACUCAAUACAUAUGGCAGCACGCAGCUAUUAAGCGCUGCCUCUGCAUCAGCAUUCCGAUAAAAUCGCCGUCUCGUUAGGAGAAACCACUGGUGUUCGACGCAUAGCUGAAUCGUGACUGACUUUUUUUUUUUUUUCUUGAUCUCGG
Messenger RNA from Linderina pennispora, 1473 nucleotides. RefSeq lists its product as uncharacterized. Gene Ontology annotation, cellular component: mitochondrion. Gene Ontology annotation, molecular function: DNA endonuclease activity; Y-form DNA binding; flap-structured DNA binding. The record is from RefSeq and is a predicted model, not a curated record. The transcript has a single exon. The coding region runs from base 27 to 1388 and encodes 453 amino acids. Lineage: Eukaryota; Fungi; Kickxellomycota; Kickxellomycetes; Kickxellales; Kickxellaceae.